Molecule: messenger RNA, 759 nt
Organism: Prorocentrum cordatum
Lineage: Eukaryota; Dinophyceae; Prorocentrales; Prorocentraceae
Source: the annotation of a GenBank genome assembly
AUGAGCCAGGAUGUGGAGGCGGAGGCAGGGCGGAAUCUUUUGGGUGAGGGGGAGAAGGACGACAACGGCGACGACGAGGAAGCCAGCGGACAGGAGGUGGCGGAAGAGGCGGAGCUGGAGCGCCAUUGCGUUGCCGAAACAGAGGCGAUGUCACAGGCGCGCCGUCAAGCCGCGGAGGAGGAGGAUGUUGGGCAGAAGAACAACGAUGUGACAGAACAGUGCCCCAAGGUGGAAUCUUCUGCGGAGCGUCAUCGCGUUGAGGAGGAGCAGGAAGAUAAAGCUAAGCCAGAGAAGGUGCCAGAGCAACCCCGUCCAGCUGGAGGCGAGGCCGACGCGGAGCAACGGGACAACGGCGAGGGGGCCGAAAAGGAGAGAAAGGAGGAGCAUGCAGUGGGGCCCUGCUCGGAGAUGGAGGGCGAAAGAGCUCUGACACGGGAGCCUCCGGAACAUUGGGAAAAUGUGAGUCGGGCCUCCAAGUUGGAGCACCUGGAGGGGCUCGGCGACGGGGCGAAGGCGAGCCCGGCCCCCGCCGAGACUGAGAGCCCCGGCCCCGCCGAGGGAGAACAGGAGUGCCACGUGGGACUCGGCGACGUGGCGACUGGGAGCCCUGCCCCCGCCGAGGAGGAGCUGGAGCGCCGCGAGGGUGCCACAGGCGUGACGCGGGAGAGCACGGCCGUCGUCGCGGGCGAGGAGGCGGCGGCGGCAUGCCGUGAGGGUGGCGACGAGGAGGAGGAGGAGGCUCUUCCACGACGAGGAUAA